Messenger RNA from Sorghum bicolor (sorghum), 1832 nucleotides. RefSeq lists its product as uncharacterized. The transcript is spliced from 3 exons. The record is from RefSeq and is a predicted model, not a curated record. Lineage: Eukaryota; Viridiplantae; Streptophyta; Magnoliopsida; Poales; Poaceae. The coding region runs from base 469 to 1104 and encodes 211 amino acids.
CAGCCCUCCCGGCCCCCACCCUUCCGUCACAGACACCUACUCCUCCUCCUCCUCUUCUCGCUCGCCGUCGCAUUUGCAUUCGCAUUCGCAUUUGCUGGGCGCACCCGCACGCACCAGCACACCACUGAAACUGAAAGCCAGGAGGGGAGGGGCGGCCAGCCAGACGCGAGCGGAACCCAAGACGAAAAGGAAGCUAGCGGAAGCAGCGAAAAGCCCACGCCACCUUCCAAUCCCCCACCCCGCAUUCCCUUCUGGCCUUCCCCCACCCCCUCCUCCUCCUCCUCCCCUCCUCUCCUCCGCGUCCGCGUCUCAUCUUUCCUCCCCCGCAUCUCUCGCGGGCCGGCAGCCAUUGCGGGGCUCCGGCAUUGCGCCGGGCGGGGGCCGACAGCGACAGCGGCGGCGGCGCGUGGAGAGGCCGAGGCCGAGGCCGGUGGUCCAGCGGCGGCGGCGGCGGCGUCCCACUCCGACAUGAUGCUGCAGCGGCGCGUGGCGUCGGCGCCGGUGCCCGACUGGCUGGAGGCGCUGCUGGCCACGCGCUUCUUCCUCGCCUGCGCCGCGCACCCGGCGUCCCCGCGCAACGAGUGCAACAUGUUCUGCCUCGACUGCAGGGGCGCACCGCCGCCGGCCUUCUGCUACUACUGCCGCGCCCACCGACACUCGUCCCACCGCGUCAUCCAGAUACGGCGGUCCUCCUACCACGACGUGGUCCGCGUGUCCGAGGUGGAGGACGUCCUCGACAUCUCCGGCGUGCAGACCUACGUCAUCAACAGCGCCAGGGUGCUCUUCCUCAACGAGCGUCCCCAGCCGCGCGGCGCCGGCGCCGCCGCGGGCAAGGCCGCCGCUUCCCCCUACAACUGCGAGAUCUGCGGCCGCGCGCUGCUCGACCCCUUCCGCUUCUGCUCCCUCGGAUGCAAGUUGGUGGACACCAAGAGGAGCAACGGCCACUCUGCGGCGGCGGCGGCGGACACCGACGGCGGCGGCGCGGCCAAUGGCAAUGACGAGGCGGCGGAGGCCGCCGGCGGGAGCAAGAACGGCGGCCCGGCGGCGCGGCCGCAGGGACGCCGGCGGAAGGGGACCCCACACCGCGCGCCGUUCUGGUCCUGAUGACCCACCGGCCCACCGGCCGGCAACAGCAACGGAUGGAUGGAUCAAUGGCGUCCGUCCGGAAGAGAGUUACUCCACUAGCGAGCAUCAAGGCAUGCAAUUAAUGGAGGCGAUGAUAGCGGAAUGGAGGGGAGGGGACGAUCGAUCGCCGUCUCUCCGCCGACCGACCCCGCCAUGCCUGCUCGCCCGGCUUCUUCAUUCUCGGUUCGACUGUACUUAUAUAUAUACUUAGAAAAAAGAAAAGAAAAGAAAACAAAAGAAGACGAAGAAGAAAAAGAUACACUGCAUGCCCGCCCAACUAGAAAGGAACCAAGCAAUGCAAGGAAGAUAUAUACUAGAUAAAUAGAUAGAAAAGCUAGCAGCAAAAGCUGAUGAGCUCGAUCGGCAGCCGCGCGCAUCCCAACCACCGGAGGGAGCCGGCCCGGGGCCGCGCGCUCGUUGGACUGCAGUAAGCAACUUGUCUGUCCCCAUCUCCCUCCCUCUCUCUCUCUCUCUCUUUCUUCACCACACCAUGCCAUGGCACCAUUUGGUACGGUAGGUGUGCAUGACAUGCCUGAUCAUCUCCUCUCCUACUCACCAACUCAUCAUAUUCAUCAUAGAGAUGAUGCGGCUGCUGCUAAACUUGGAUUAAUUAGCAGGAAAUGGGUUUAGUUCUUUUUACAUUGGUUGGUUGGUUGGUUGACAGUGAUGAGUAGUACUGAUGAUCUUCUCUCUCUUUUUUUUUUCUA